Messenger RNA from Heteronotia binoei (common prickly gecko), 1155 nucleotides. RefSeq names its product transgelin 3 (gene TAGLN3). Gene Ontology annotation, molecular function: protein binding. The coding region runs from base 241 to 840 and encodes 199 amino acids. The record is from RefSeq and is a predicted model, not a curated record. The transcript has 5 exons. NCBI's taxonomy places the organism in Eukaryota, Metazoa, Chordata, Lepidosauria, Squamata, Gekkonidae.
GCCCCUGCUUUGACCCUCCUCAUCUGUGAGGAAAAUCAAAUCAAUACACCCUCCUUCAAAUCACGAUGCUUCUACAGCAGCAGUAUCAAGACCAGCAGCAUAUUGCAGCAGCCUUGAUCUUGUCUUAAAUUUUAACCAGCAUCUCUUGCUUCGAUGGUCCCUGCAUCUCCAGACCUAGAUCACUGCUGAGAGAAGCUCACUGCGUCACUGAAAGGAUCGUUUAGGUCCUCCUGUAUAGAGAUGGCCAACAGGGGACCAAGCUAUGGCUUAAGCCGAGAAGUCCAGGAGAAGAUUGAACAGAAAUAUGACCCAGAAUUGGAAAGUCGGUUGGUGGACUGGAUUAUUGUACAGUGUGGUGAAAAUAUAGAGCAGCCCCCUCCUGGAAGGCAACAUUUUCAGAAAUGGCUAAUGGAUGGAACACUGCUGUGCAAGUUAAUAAACAGUUUACAUCCAAGGGGGAAAGAACCCAUUCCCAAGAUCUCAGAAUCAAAGAUGGCUUUUAAACAAAUGGAGCAAAUUUCUCAGUUCUUGAAAGCUGCAGAAAUUUAUGGAGUAAGAACAACAGAUAUUUUCCAGACGGUGGAUUUAUGGGAAGGAAAAGACAUGGCGGCUGUGCAAAGAACUUUAAUGGCUUUGGGCAGUGAGGCUGUCACAAGGGAUGAUGGAUGUUAUAGAGGGGAUCCAUCCUGGUUUCACAGGAAAGCCCAGAAGAACCGGCGAGGGUUUUCAGAGGAGCAACUUCGUCAAGGACAGAAUGUCAUUGGCCUACAAAUGGGGAGCAACAAGGGUGCCUCCCAAUCUGGGAUGACAGGAUAUGGCAUGCCAAGACAGAUCAUAUAACUCAGUUUUCCCCUUUAAAACACACACACACAGACACACUACAGCAUGGCUUGAACUGGGAAAAAAUAGCUAGUUACUGUUCAUGCUAAAAUCUGCUUCUAAUCUCCCCUUUUGAGAUUUUUGGAUAUAUUUUUUCAGCUGCAACCUUUGGGUCUAAAAUGUGGAUCUCUGUGUUUGUUGUGUUCCAAUUCACGCAACAUGCUGGUGCCACAUGAUGUUCAGUUUUGAACUAUGCAAAGACACUGUUCUUCUGUAUUUAUUUGCAAUUUUGUUACCUUCUGUAUUUGUGUCUAAUUAAACUUGCUCUUGCCUCCU